UGCGCCAUAAAUCCGUGUAAAAAUGGCGGGAAGUGUAGAUCGCAUCUUAACCAGUAUUAUUGCGUCUGCGAUGAUUCCUUCACAAAGAGAGAUUGCUCUAAACAAACUGACCUCUGCAACCCUAACCCCUGCCAGAACAAUGGCGACUGCGUGGAUGGCUUGCACGACUACACGUGCAUCUGCAGCAAGGGGCAUGGCGGUAAAAACUGCCAACAUGAAAAACGGCAAUGUAUCGGUUUCGACCGAUGCAAAAAUGGAGGGAGGUGUAUGGAAGAGAUCAACGACUUCUCGUGCAAGUGCCUCUCUGGUUUCUGUGGCAAGGAUUGCUCCAAAAAUGGGAACAGCUGUGAUCCUAAUCCGUGCAAGAACAAAGGCACGUGCACAGAUGGCAUGCGGUCAUACGCGUGCACUUGCAUGGAUGGCUACACUGGAGUCAACUGCGAAAAAGGUGUCGUUCGUUUUAUUUUAUUCGUUCAUCUGCCUGUAUUUUUAUUAAAAUUAUUUUAUAUGUCUGUCUAUUUAUUCACCUGUCUGACAGCCUUUCUAUCUGUCUGUCUGACUGUUUAUAUAUAUUUCUAUCUAUCUAUCAUAUAUCUAUCUGUCGGUUUGUCUGACUGUUUGUCUUUCUGUCCGUUUGCCGACCUAUCUAACCAUCCAUCCAUCUAUCCAUCUAUCUCAUUUAUCUAUUUUAAAAUAAAAUUAACAAAAACAGACCUAUUUAUUUGA
Molecule: messenger RNA, 726 nt
Organism: Helobdella robusta
Lineage: Eukaryota; Metazoa; Annelida; Clitellata; Rhynchobdellida; Glossiphoniidae
Exons: 4
Biological process (GO): Notch signaling pathway
Molecular function (GO): calcium ion binding; Notch binding
Source: RefSeq, a predicted model, not a curated record